AUGAUCAACGAAUCCUCCACUCUCAUGAGUCACAACAUCUUGUUAGACCACAAGUUCAAUGCAAAGAUCUCUGAUUUUGGUUUAGCAAAGUUAUGUUCAAAUGAACAAAGUGCAGUAUCAAUGACUGCUGCUAGAAGGAUUACGGGUUACAUUGCACCUGAAGUGUUCUCUAGAAACUUUGGGAAUGUGUCAGACAAAUCAGAUAUUUAUAGUUUUGAAAUGUUGUUGCUAGAAAUUGUUGGAGUGAGAUUAAACAAAAUAAAGAAAGAGGAUCAAUUAAAGAUUUUAAAGUUUUUGGAGGAUUAUAAAGCUCUUAAGCCUGCAAGAUACUCCUACACAGAUAUCAAGAAAAUCACAAAUCGAUUUCAGAACAAAGUAGGCCAAGGAGGUUAUGGAUCAGUGUACAAGGGAAAUCUUUCAAAUGAUGUUCAUGUUGCAGUUAAGAUUCUUAACAAUGUGAAAGGAAAUGAGAAGGAAUUCAUCAAUGAAGUGCAAACAAUAGGCAGAAUCCACCAUAUCACUAUUGUUCACUUGGUAGGACACUGUUCUGACGGAUUCAGAAGAGCUCUCCUUUAUGAGUUCUUAUCAAACAAUUCGCUUGAAAAGUUCAUCUCCUCUCUGAUAGAGAGAAGCGUUCACUUGGUUGGGAGAAGCUGCAAGAUAUAG
Messenger RNA from Camellia sinensis, 666 nucleotides. The record is from RefSeq and is a predicted model, not a curated record. Lineage: Eukaryota; Viridiplantae; Streptophyta; Magnoliopsida; Ericales; Theaceae.